AUGGCAAACGCAAAGUUCUGCGGGCUUGCUCUUUUGCAGCUCGCCACCUUUGGCGAUGCUCAGCUUGUGUUCAUGUUCCCUCAGCGGGGUGGUGAGAUUGCGCAGAGGGAGCAGCCCGCGCACGUGACCGUCAGCAAGUUUUCGGCCAUGGGCAGCGAUGGGCAGAUGCACACCGAGACCCACAAGGUCUUCACGGAGACCUCCAGCGAUGGUCUCCAGAAGAGGAUGACGGAAGUCGACUGCAAGGAUGGUGAUUGCUCCAAGUCCGUGAGCCACUUCUUCAACGGCUUCCCGGGCAUGUUCAGCUCGAUGGAUUUCUUCUUGGCUCCGCCUUCGUCGUUGCCUUGCUUGCUGGCGGGGCCUGAAGAUGUCAUGUCGCCUUCGCCUCUAACUUUCCGGGGCGUCAUCGAGGCAAGAGUGGAGAUCCUUGUGAAGACCGACUCCACUUCCUCCGCAUGGCGGGCCGGCGUAGUGAAGGAUGACCAGCGCAAGCGCAAAGCCCGAGCUGGAGGCUGA
Molecule: messenger RNA, 516 nt
Organism: Symbiodinium natans
Lineage: Eukaryota; Dinophyceae; Suessiales; Symbiodiniaceae
Source: the annotation of a GenBank genome assembly